AUGCUACGCCAGCUGAUAAACGUGGUGCGCUUCGUACUGCAAACGGUGCGGAAGUAUAUCAAGCCACUCAUACUGAUCGUCUCGUUCCUGACAUUUAUCUGGCUUAUUGUGGAUACAACGCACAGACCGGAGUUUGUACGCCACGCGUCCAAGCACAGUUUCCGGCGCAAUCAAACUUCCGACCCGGAGGCCGAUCGGUGGGACCAGCUAUCGGUGCAGCGCUUUCUCGACCUGCUGGAAAUCGAUUUCAACGUGAGUGCACCCGAUAGCCCCCAACAGGGACAUCCCACGUCCUGCCAGCAAGACAACACCUUGCUGUUUACUGCCUUCGCAGGCAGCACCUUCGUAGAGCAUAUGUGGCAUUACUUGUCCCUGAUCGCCCUACAACGCAGUGUAAUGCACACCGGAGCCGACCACUUCGAUGUACGUACGAUGCUGACUAUUAGUGCAAGGGCCGAGUUGAGUCAACUGUUCGUAAGUUUAUCGGAUGAUGUUAUCGAUCAGCAAAAGAUCCAAUGCUACGACGUGCCCACUGCUUACAUCUUGAACGACGACACCACUGUUGAGGUGCCUGAAUCCGGCAGUCAACUGUACAUUCUAAAUAACAACGCCAGGCGGCUUCGAGAAAUUCUGCAAGUAUCCUGGGAAGAUGUAGCCAUGUACUUCCAAAUAGAUCUGAACAGCAGGAAAAUAGCAAACGACAUAUUGGUGAAUCUUCGACAGCGUACCAUACAGAAUGAAGGUGAAGAAGUCGGUGCUAGCCUACAAUUCGUUGGCUUGAAGGUAGAUGAUGGAGAUGAGCUGCCGUUCGAGUAUUACUAUCGGGCAAUCACUUUCCAGCGUAAAAUGUACGACAAUGGCCAGUUGUUGUUCGUUUUGCUGUGCAAAGACACGAAAGGGACGAUCUGCAGUAUGCUGAACGCGCAAAGCGAACACAUUACCGUGUUGCAACAAAACAUCGAACCGGCCAUUGACUUUGCGUUAAUGUCUCUGUGUAAUCACACUAUUGUUUCUCAGGAAGCAGACAUCUUCCCACCGCUGCUCCGUGGCACUGGUAACACAGUUGUUUACGGUUAUGAAGACGACUACAGUACAAACGUCGGACUUGAGCUCGCGAACUUUAAAGACCACUGGUACUCGAUCGUUUAG
Anopheles coustani is the source of this 1149-nucleotide messenger RNA. RefSeq lists its product as uncharacterized. Lineage: Eukaryota; Metazoa; Arthropoda; Insecta; Diptera; Culicidae. Bases 1 to 1149 code for a protein of 382 amino acids. The transcript has 3 exons. The record is from RefSeq and is a predicted model, not a curated record.